Seminavis robusta is the source of this 3502-nucleotide messenger RNA. NCBI's taxonomy places the organism in Eukaryota, Bacillariophyta, Bacillariophyceae, Naviculales, Naviculaceae. The record is from the annotation of a GenBank genome assembly.
UUUGGGCGCGAAGUUGUCAAUUAUUGGUGUCAUUGGAGAUCUGGCUCAUUCUUCCAUGUGUCCAUUAUCUGGGCGUUGGCCGCCAAAGGGUAGCAUCAAAGUCCUUUACUAGCUAGGAGCUUGUUGGCUAUUGCAAUAACCAUGGCGUCCAUCCCGUACUCUUCCUCUGGAGGUAGCAGUCGCCCAUCGACAACUGCCGCCGCUCUUCCCCGAAAAGCACCUGCUGUCACUCCUAAUAUUGGUCGCAGAAAUAAUGGACCUGUUGGUCUGGACCGUCAAAUGGCCGUCGAUAAGAACGUUGUGGAUGAGUUGCUCUUGGUCUGUGGUGUCAUUGGCACUUCCACAGAAACCACUUCCAAUGGAGUGGAAACUCUGGUACCCGUGACGGACUGUUUGAACUGGCUACAAGAUCUUCAGCGGGCAUUGCGUCGAGAUGAAGACCUCUACCGUCCCAUAUCCUUGCUAUUGGGAAAAUGGAAUGUGGCACCCAAAAAACUACUGCCUUUGGUAUUGACUUGUCGCUAUGACACUCCCAUGGUCUUGACUAUUGUCAAAAUACUUGUUAUUCUCACCAAACCACUACAUGAAAAUACCAAGAGAGCUGGAAAACUUGUCAUUGAUACCAAGAACAACAAAAUACCGGAGGAGGUGAUCGAAGAACAGAAGAAAUUGCGCAAAAAUGCGCUGGAACAGUCUGAUAUGCUCAUGGAAUACAAAAAGGCCAUCGUCCAUCAUCCCUCACAUAGAAGGAACAAAAGCAACAAAAAUAAAAGCAAGGAUGAAGAGGGUGGACUACUCUCGAUCUUUGUCUCCCUUCUAGCAGAGCCUUUGUCCAAGGCUGGGACCAGACGAACCGAUGCUGAUCACCUGACUAUUGAACUUGUGCUCCAUCUCUUUCGCAACAUUCUCAGCGCAGAACCCAUUAUCAGAGGAUCACAUGAAUCUUCGGAACAGAGUGCCCAGUUGCACAAUGAAUGUAUCUCAUUGUUUGAACGGGAACUUGUCUUGGAAAUUCUAUUGGUGCUCUGUCAAGAGAUGGAAUUGCGCGAAAAUGCACAGUACAAUCUGCUCGUGAUGGAACUCCUCCAUCACCUGCUCAAAUCACAAGAUCCUACAGCAGUGGCUCGAUCCAUGUCCACUCCAAACACCACUCCUACUACAGUUUCUACGUCUGUUUCUACUGCCGACAGCACAAAGAUUGGGAAACAAAACAAGAAGUCAGCGCCCAAGCCGCCUCAAACUGCUACUGAUGGAAUGUUGCGAGCCCAGCUGGCAAAAGAUAGGCAACAAUUCAAAUCAGGUGCUCCAGCUCGCCACGGCAACUUUGGAGGCACUCUCAUGCUCAAGCGACAGGAUGGAAGACGACAGUAUGUGGCAGCCUCGGCUGUAUUGGAUCAGAGACCCCAGGCCAGCAUGGCUGCUGCUAGUAUGGCAGGACCCAAGAAACGGAAGAAUAGACGCACAGAACCGUUCAUUGGUUCUGGAAGGACCCUGUUGGCUCAUACAAGGGCAGUGCAAAGCCGAAGUGUCCAUCGUGGGCCAGCUGCAAUUCGUGCACAAAAGACAUUGUACCGAUUCUGCGAACGAUUCUUGGACAAGUGCUACGGACCACUCAUGAAGAGCCUCAAGAAUGAGUUUCGUCGAGAUUCAGUCCGCUUGGAGGGAGAUCAGGACAAGGUUGUCUUUUUCCGCAUCAUUUGGUUCUUUUUCCAGUGGUUUCGUGUCAGUGGCUUUGGUAAAACGCUGCAAGGCAAUGCAGGAAAAGCGAACGAGAAAGGAGAGCCCGAAGCUAGCAAGAGUGCCCUUGGACAGUUGAUCUUCACGAUGGAUGUCUUUUCCUUCAACUUGGUGCUCAAUGCUACAAACACUUUCAUAGGUCACAAAGCACACAUCCGUUUGGCUCAAACAGUUGCCCUCUAUGCUGAGAUGAUGCACAUGCUGCAUAGCAUGUACAAAUCUGAAGAUCCUACGGAGCAGAUCAUGGCGCUAGGAUUGAUGGACCGCCUCUUCUACGGUUCUGAGCCAGUGGAUCGAUUGCCAAAGCUACUCUCAUCCUGGAUCCCUGGAACCACUACCCGUGAAUAUGCCUGUGAUCUCGUGGAAGCCUGUCAUGUGACGCUCAAACUUUUGGAUGCCAAUCACAAAGCUUGUGCUGAUAUCAUGAACAGCGAGGAAGCCAAGAAUGCAACCGCGCCGUCGAAGGGAAAGAAGAAGAAGAAGAAGCUGCAAACGAAUGAUGCAGUGCUACAGAUGAAGGUGGCAGCGUCGGACUUUGACACUAAUUCGUACUUUUUGCGAAAGGUGGUCUCGAACCACACUGUCUUCAUGUACACAAAGCUUCUGGAACAGUACGAACUGAAUGCACCCCAAGUCAACCAUCGGAUCAUAUCCUAUUUCCUUCGUCUGGAGAAGCACAAUGUAGUCGGGGAUGAUGUACAUCCUCGACAUUUGCCGGAAGGUUUAGUGGACCCAUUGCAGACUUUGAUUGCACCCAAACCCACAACACUGGAGCCAAUGCUGUACAACAUGCAGCUGAUCAUGGUGCUCAACAAGAUUCUGAACGAUCCCAUCAUUCGCAAGGACAAGUCAUACGCGACGACGCUGGCCUGGGCAGCGGGGAUCGUUCACAACUUUGCCACAAAAGCCGCUGACAAUCCCGCACUGUUUGCGGAGUGUCUGUUCAAGCAUCCAGUUCCUCACCGAUUCUGCGAGCUCACCACAAACAUGUAUGUGAAUGAAGAACUCCGAAUGAUAGUCGAGAAGGAGUUGCUCCUGGAAACUCAACGCCUCGAGAGGUUGAAUGAUGAUGAUGACAGCGACAACGAUGAGGAUCGAGAGCAGGAGGAGGAGGUUGAAUUCAAGGAUGACGACAUACGUGGUGUUUCCGCCGGGGGAAAGCGCCCAAAGGACGAUGACAGCAGCUCCAGUGAUGACGAUGCCGGGCUUCAAAACAAGAGCAAGAAGAAACGCAAGAUCCAACCCAAGAAGAAAUCGAGCCUUGAGGAUGAGAGCUCUGACGAAGAAGAGCUGGAGUUCGAGGACAAACCAAGAGCUUCCAACAGCAAGACCACCCAGUCCCAUUCCAAGGGGUUCAAACGAAAGGCCUGGGAUGAUUCUGAUGAAGAGCUGGAAUUUGAAGACAAACCAGCAUCAGGCGCCAACACGAUAGCAAAAUCUUCCAAGAGCGGCAAACAGUCUGUUUUGGACGACAGUUCGGAUGAGGAACCUGAUCGAGACCGGGAAACCUUGAAGCAGUCUACCAAAGGCCGGCCAACAAUUGACGACGACAGUUCGGAUGAAAGUGAUGACGAAGACGCAAUUUUCGUCCUCAGGCAACGGGUAAUCGCGGAAAAGAAGAAGCUCGAAAAAGCCAUCUUGGACGAAGAGACAUCGGAUGACAGUGACGACGACGAAAACCAAAAGAAGGAUGCAUCCGAUGACGAAGCUGAGUAAUCCUCAUAGAUGAUACUGGUGGAAUAAUUAGGGAAAGAAUUGUUAUGUG